AUGCCAUCCUCAAAACAAAUAAUUCAAGAGGUUGACAAGGCUCGUCGUCUUCUGGCUGAUACUCGUCGUCGUCGUGUGCUUGCUGUAAAGCGUUUGUUUCCUGGUCUUUCUGAUAUCGUUAAUUCCUCCAAUCUGGAUGCAAAUUCAAUCUCUAAUCGUCAUUCUUGUUUAGAUCGAAUGAAGUCAUGGGUCGGAGUAAGCUCAAGUGUUUAA
This is a messenger RNA of Protopolystoma xenopodis, 213 nucleotides long. The record is from the annotation of a GenBank genome assembly. Lineage: Eukaryota; Metazoa; Platyhelminthes; Monogenea; Polystomatidea; Polystomatidae.